UUGAAGGCACCAAAGAGCUACAAAAUACAAAUAAGUGUGUCGUGAUACAUUAGCAAAUAAAGCUAUUUUAGUUUCACAUUCUGGCUAAACAAUUGUGUAAAACAACGCCUUUUAAAAAGUUUCUUUUGAACGCGACACGACGAGCCUUACGUUAACAUCUCGCGAGGUUUCAACAGUAAGCAAACAAACGACCAAAAUCUCUUUUUGUCCAUGUUUGUUUUCGCUUUUGACAGUCGACGCAACACCACCACUCAAACGAGUAAUUCCAAAGACAUGACAAUGCUGCUUCAACAUCGAGCUAUUGUGUCACUCGGCCUCCGGAUGUUUUCCACUCAUGCGACCGGAGGACCUUUGGCGGACGCGACAAGUUCCAGCUCAGACAUGUCAGAAUUCCGAAAGGCCUUUUCCAAAGCCAAGCACAUAGCAAUCAUCACCGGGGCCGGUGUGAGCGCUGAGAGCGGCGUGCCGACAUUCCGGGGCGAACAUGAAAAAUGGAGGAAAUGGCAAUCACAAGACCUAGCUUCACCAGAGGCUUUUUCCCGCUACCCGUCACGUGUCUGGGAGUUCUACCAUCACAGGCGAGAGGUGGCGCUGAGCAAGAAGCCCAACGCAGCGCACGUGGCCAUUGCGGAGUGCGAGGCCCGACUGAAAAAGCAGCGCCGCGAAGUGGUGGUCAUCACGCAGUGCAUCGACGACCUUCACCAACAGGCCGGCUCCAAACACGUGCUCAGGAUUCACGGCAGCCUGACGGAGACACGUUGCCUGAGUUGUGGCGACGUGAACGUUAACAAGCGCAGCCCCAUAUGUGCGGCCCUCAAGAACAAGGGGUCACCUGACCCUAAUAUGGCCGAUGCUAACAUUCCAGUGGAUAGACUGCCAAGGUGUUCCGAAAGCGAUUGCAACGGUCUGCUGAGGCCUAACGUGGUGUUUUUCGGGGAGACGCUGGACUCUCACCUCCUGACCAAGGUGGAAAAAGAGCUGGAAAUCUGUGAUCUUUGUCUGGUGGUGGGUACGUCAUCAAUUGUCUACCCGGCAGCCAUGUUCGGCCCCCAGGUGGCAUCCAGAGGCGUCCCGGUGGCGGAAUUUAACCUUCGAGCAACACCUAAGUCCGAGUACUUCACGUACCACUUCCAGGGUCCGUGUGGAACGACGCUACCUGCAGCCUUGGCACGGCACGAGUCCGAGGUUGUCUAAAAGCGGAGGACCACCGAUGGCUUCGUCUACGGGGCAAAAGAAGGUUGUUGUCGCUGAUGUUGUUUUCUAUACCAAAUGUUUGCCUUAAAAGCAGUUAAGAUGGCCUGGGUGCAUAGAAUGUAGCUCUGCAGAUCUGUUAUUACUUGAAUAUACUGCUCGAAAUGUGGAAAUGGGAUAUGAUGUAGCUAUGCAGAUUUAUUGUUGAUCAAGGAGAGCGAAUGUUACACAAACUUGUUCCCAUAGACGACAUGUUCUGACUUCUUCUCCAAUGUACUGUACAGUGGAACCUCCAAUUUGCCCCCAUCGGAAAUAAUGUAAAGUGAUGUCAUUCGUUCCAGACUCAAGAUUGUCACCAUUAUCAAGCAUUCUGUUGAGGCGAUGUUUUACGUUGCCUUCCUAACUCUUAAGUUAAACCCUGAAUAAUAAAAUUUAAACAAAGUGAAACUACUCACCUGACGGACACAAAGUGGAGAGGGAUGUUUUUGGAGCGAUGUGUUUUGUAGGUACUGAUUGCUGCAUUACUUUUGGGGGCACUGGGCUUUGGAGGUUCCACUGUACUAGUUGGGAAUUUUGUAAUCUGGUAUGAGGCGGUGGGUAGAACGUUAACAAGGAGUUUUUGGUGUGAGAGGAGAACAUUUCUUCCCUCACGGUGUUGAUGCCGAUGCCUUGACCAAAUGUUUGCUUUAAACUUUACAGAGCAAUAUUAGCUCACGUUACAGACAUUUAUUCUCAGGCUCACUGACAUUAGUGUGGCCAAAUAUCAUUCGUGUUUCAUUCAAUGCAUUCUUACUAUUUGUAAUAACAGGGUCGAUGAUUGCAAAAUUGCUUGUUUACGUCUAAAACUAAUGCACACUUUCUUAUCAUGUACAGUACUCAAAUUAUAUUGAUAGUCAAUCAAAAAUAAGCCAAUUCAGGAAGUUAUUAAAUCAUUUUAAUAUGCA
Molecule: messenger RNA, 2135 nt
Organism: Phycodurus eques (leafy seadragon)
Lineage: Eukaryota; Metazoa; Chordata; Actinopteri; Syngnathiformes; Syngnathidae
Product: NAD-dependent protein deacylase sirtuin-5, mitochondrial-like
Exons: 9
Coding region: 211-1194 (327 amino acids)
Molecular function (GO): protein-malonyllysine demalonylase activity; NAD+ binding; protein-succinyllysine desuccinylase activity
Source: RefSeq, a predicted model, not a curated record